AUGGUAUGUAUAUGUGAGAAUGAUGAGAAUGAAUAUUCUCAAUCCACACUGGAUUGGAUCAGCAAUCCAGAAAACUUGCUCAACAAGGCAUCUGAAAUCGGUGAAGGAGUGUUUGGAACAGUUUUCAAAGUUCCAUUGGGAUCACAACAAGGAAGAAAUGUUGCAAUCAAGAAACUUAUCACAUCAAACAUUCUUCAAUAUCCAGAAGACUUCGACAGGGAAGUUAGAAUUAUAGGAAACGCCAGACAUCCAAAUUUGAUUGCGUUGAAAGGAUACUAUUGGACUCCUCAACUACAGCUUUUAGCAUCUGAAUUUGCACCAAAUGGUAACUUGCAAUCCAAGUUACAUGAAAAGCUUCCUUCAAGUCCACCACUUUCUUGGCCAAAUAGAUUCAAGAUUUUACUUGGAACAGCAAAGGGACUUGCACAUUUGCAUCAUUCAUUCAGGCCACCAAUAAUUCACUGCAACAUAAAACCAAGCAACAUCUUACUUGAUGAAAACUUCAACGCUAAGAUAUCAGAUUUCGGAUUAGCUAGGCUAUUAUCAAAGCUAGACAAGCAUGUGAUGAGUAACAGGUUUCAAAGUGCAUUAGGCUAUGUAGCACCUGAACUAGCUUGUCAGAGCUUAAGGGUCAAUGAGAAAUGUGAUGUGUAUGGCUUUGGCGCAUCAACCAAUGAUAUAUAUUACACCAAUAUGUUUCAACUAUUAAAACCCUAA
Molecule: messenger RNA, 717 nt
Organism: Medicago truncatula (barrel medic)
Lineage: Eukaryota; Viridiplantae; Streptophyta; Magnoliopsida; Fabales; Fabaceae
Product: probably inactive leucine-rich repeat receptor-like protein kinase At3g28040
Exons: 2
Coding region: 1-717 (238 amino acids)
Biological process (GO): protein phosphorylation
Cellular component (GO): membrane
Molecular function (GO): protein kinase activity; ATP binding
Source: RefSeq, a predicted model, not a curated record